AUGUUAACUGCAGUGCUCGAAAAUGGCAACAAUGUAACCGAAAGCACGGGAGGUACGACGCUAGUUACAACGCCGUUGUUCUACGUCAACGGAGAACUGCACGUCGGACACGCAUACACACUGGUAGCAGCAGACGUAAUCAAGAGGUAUGAGCAACUGCUUGGAAGGAAUGCCCUUUUGUUGUCCGGAACCGACGAACAUGGCACAAAAAUUGAGGCUGCAGCCCGCGCAGCCGGACAGACACUGUCGCGCUACGUGGAGGAUAUGCGUACUCACUACCACGAAGUUUUGAAUUCGUAUAACGUAAAUGCAGAUGUACACAUCCAUACUGCGGCAGACGACCACGGACACAACGUGAGAUGGGCGUUCAACCACCUGUUGCAUAAUGGCGACAUCUAUGAGGGGCUGCAUAAGGGCUACUUCUCGCCUGCAGAAGACGCCUAUUAUACGGCAUUCCAGAUUACGAAUGGACUGUCCCCACAAGGUUUUGAGGUUCAGCCCGUAGCGGAAAAGGCGUAUUUUUUCAGACUCUCUAAGUACCAAGAUGCGCUACGGCAACUAAUCGGCACGGACGGCUUUUUAACGCCAAAGGAGCGGAGGAAUGAGGCCCUAUCGCUGCUAAAAGGUGAUUUACCCGACGUUGCAAUAACCAGGUCGAAUACACGAUGGGGUGUUCCACUAGACCUACCGGGUUUCGAAGACCAUACCAUUUACGUCUGGUUCGACGCAUUGAUGGCAUAUGCGCUGAGAAGCAGGGGGGGUAAACAUCACGACAAUACAAUUAUGGUAUUUGGAAAGGACAUUUUGCGGUUCAUAGCAUUGUUGUGGCCUGCUCUUUUAAUGUCGUUGGAUAUGCCGUUGCCGCGGCAAAUGAUAUGCCAUGGGUGGUUGACGUGCAGCGGCGAAAAGAUUUCCAAGUCUAAGGGCGAAAAGGUCCUUGCGUUGCCAACGCUUGGUACGGCAGACGUGUCGCGAUUCGUCCUCAUGAGCUUGGGCGCUUUCGGUGAAGAUUUCAAUUUCGACAGCACCCGAGUGGAACAACUGUCAGAGCUGGUGAAGGACAAGUAUGCCAACCUAACCCACCGGAUAACAGGCCUAAUGAACAACAGGGGCGUGUACCAGCUGGACCGCAAUGAAGCGACUCAAAUGGACCCUCUCGUCAAGCAACUUUUGGACGGAUGGGGCGUUUUGCGGCAAACAAUGCAACAUUACAGGAUAGACCUGUAUAUUAGUGAGCUGAACCGUUUAGCGGCAGAGAUCAACAGUUACAUAACUCGGAAUCAGCUGUGGGGAGUUCAAAGUGAAGGUGACUUUAGGCGCCACUGUUUAGUGCUAUGCAGGGCACUGCUGGUGUUGACUGUAUAUUUAUACCCAAUAAUGCCAAAUAUCGCUCGGAUGAACAUGGAGCGACUGCAACCCCACAUAAAGGAGGUGCCUGUGGGAAUAGGCGCGGCCUCAGACAUAUUGCAAACAUUGGCCCAAGUUGACUUCAAUCCCCGGCAUUUGGCCCCCCUAAUGUAA
Messenger RNA from Babesia bigemina, 1521 nucleotides. RefSeq names its product methionyl-tRNA synthetase, putative. NCBI's taxonomy places the organism in Eukaryota, Apicomplexa, Aconoidasida, Piroplasmida, Babesiidae. Gene Ontology annotation, molecular function: ATP binding; methionine-tRNA ligase activity. Gene Ontology annotation, biological process: methionyl-tRNA aminoacylation. The record is from RefSeq and is a predicted model, not a curated record. The transcript has 2 exons. The coding region runs from base 1 to 1521 and encodes 506 amino acids.